AUGCCAUGGUCCCUCACUUCCCUGCAGCGUGCGGGCGCCGUGUGCGUCCGGCACGGCUGGCGACGGUGCCUGCUGCUGUACAGCGACCGGUCGCCAGCGCUGGAGUUGGUGCAACGCUCCUUGCAGGACGCCGGCGUGUCCACGGAGUCCCACCUGGCAUCUCCCUCGUUCGCCGCGACGCCGGAGCUGGUGGACGCCGUGGCGGCGGGAGCAGAGGCGGAGCUGGUGCUGGGCGUCGGCAACGGCGCCCUGUUGGACUUGGCCAAGGCCGUCGCCGCCAUGACCCCCUUGGUGAAAGAAAGUCGACAUGGCAGCACUGCACCUGGCUUCUCAGCCUUGACUGCGCGAUUUCUGCUGGGUGAAGAGGGAGGGCAUAGUUUACUCCCAGGUGCAUCUUUGCCGUUGUUGUUGGUGCCCAGCCACGCCACCGUGGCCACCAGCAGUGGUCGAUGUUUGCUGCGACGCAAUGAUGCGGUGGCCUCGUUGGUGCCGAUGGCCGUGGCAGGGCCAGGACCUUUUGGUGUUGGGGUCGGUCUUCAGGCCACAGAAAUCUUGGCCGACGUCUCAGUCACCUCCCAGCAGUCCGUGCGCGGCCGCGCGGCGGCCGUAGCGCAUGCCAUGAGCGUCUUCGUGGAUGCGGCCGCGGCGGCCGCGGGGACCAUCAAACAGAAGCAGUUGAUGGAUGACAUGAUGGUAGGAGUUGGCUCCAGCUUCAGCGCCCUGCGUCACCCCGACGCAUCCGCCUACGACGCCCUGGACGCCACGUUGGCCGCGGGGGUUUGCGCCUCCGACGCCGACGCCAACGCGCGCGGGGAGCUGUGCGCCAUCCAUGCGCUGGCGGCCACCAUGGUGGGCUGCCGGGACGUGAGUUUUCCAAUGGCCUGCCGGGUCCUACUGCCUCCGGUGCUGCGGGUUUGGGCGGAGGAGGAGGACUCGGAAGCACAAAAGUGCAUAGCUGGCCUGUCGGAAGCCAUGCUGGGACCUGCCAAAUCUCCACACCAUGCACUGCUGGCUUUGGCUGAUUGGUUGGAUGGCGCCCUAAGCGCCGCGUCGCUGCCGUCGCAGCUGCCGCUGGCGCCCUUGGAAUGUCCCGACAGUGCUGCUGCACUGCUGGCACUGGAGACUUUGACGUCGCCCGUGGCGCAGCAACGGCCGCAGCCCGGCUGGUUUGAGCCAAAGUGCUUGAGGACCAUCUUUCGGAGCAGCUUGGACGAUGGCCGCGGAAAGAAAAGUGAUGCCGUCCAUGCGGAUCCGCGACCGCCAUGCGGAAAUAUUCGGAAAGAAUUGGCUCAGCAAAAAUCAGGGACACCGGUGACACCGUCGUAA
This is a messenger RNA of Cladocopium goreaui, 1326 nucleotides long. Lineage: Eukaryota; Dinophyceae; Suessiales; Symbiodiniaceae. The record is from the annotation of a GenBank genome assembly.